This is a messenger RNA of Elaeis guineensis (African oil palm), 438 nucleotides long. Lineage: Eukaryota; Viridiplantae; Streptophyta; Magnoliopsida; Arecales; Arecaceae. The record is from RefSeq and is a predicted model, not a curated record.
AUGAUCUGGAACUCAAAAAAUGACUUCAUCUUCAAUCACAAAGCUCAUAGUGCCUGUAAUAUCCAUCUCUCUGCUCUGAGAUAUGUUCACGAAUAUCUCCAAACUGGCCAGAUUUCAUCCUUGGCUAAUGGCCAAAAGUGCUGGAGUAACAGCGGCUCAGUGAGCCCAUCACCUCGAUCUCCAUUAGUGAUUUCUUGGAUACCCCUUCCCUGUGACCACGUUAAGGUGAAUUUUGAUGCUUCUUGGUCCGUUGGUGAAGCAGGACUUGGAUAUAUUAUCAAAGACCAUCAGGGGAUGAUUGUGUUUGCAGAAACAAUCAGAAUGGCGGCCCGCUCUAUUCCAGAAGCAAAGCUCCUGGCAGCGUGGAAUGCUCUCAUGAUCGCCAUCUAUCGAUUGGGCCUCAUCAGGAUUUGGUUGGAAGGUGCCUCAUACACAGUU